Doryrhamphus excisus (bluestripe pipefish) is the source of this 1997-nucleotide messenger RNA. RefSeq names its product lysosomal associated membrane protein 1b (gene lamp1b). Gene Ontology annotation, biological process: establishment of protein localization to organelle. The record is from RefSeq and is a predicted model, not a curated record. Gene Ontology annotation, cellular component: late endosome membrane; lysosomal membrane; plasma membrane. Lineage: Eukaryota; Metazoa; Chordata; Actinopteri; Syngnathiformes; Syngnathidae.
CUCCCUCGUCACGUGACAUUCUGGGUGUUUCUUAAACCCGCGUCAAAUGAUGUGGGUAAACACAACGGAACGAGUUCUUGUAGGCUAGCAAACGCUGUAACACGACAUAACUCUAUUUAGAUUUUCUCGUCACAAAGGACAACACAAUCGCUCUUGUUUCAGCACAGGGAGACGAGACUUACAUCGCCCCUUCGGUCUGCUCAUGCUUGUCCUGAUCAAGCUAACUUCAAGCGAGCUAGCUAGCUUAGCGUACUGGGCUGGUUUUGUUUUUUGCUGUUUGUUGGAUUUCGUCUACAAUCCCCGGGGAGAAACAUGACUCACAUCGGCAAUGCCCUGACAUUCACGCUAAAUCUUAUUUUAGUAUCAGCUGUCGCCCUGCACCAAAUCUUGUCUACCGUCGCCUUUCCGGACACCGAUUGUCCUCCCAAGGACCCCGGCAAACCGGUGAUGGGCCGCUAUCAAGUGAACAGCACCAACACCAGUGUGUGCUUGCUGGCCAAUAUGGGCGUCCAGCUCAAUAUCAGCUUCAGCUCGACCUCGAACAAGACGGUGCAGGAUGUCAUCAACAUAGAUCCCAAUACCACAAGGAGUUCAGGGUCAUGUGAUGUGGACAGGGCCAUCUUGACGCUCUUGGAUGUCAAGAAAACUAAUCUGACCUUUGUCUUCACUUUGAACAACACGUCCAAUAAGUACCAAGUGAGUGAAAUUGCCUUAUCUGCAGCCUGGCCAGACAUGAAAGAGAGCUUCAGCGCCGUUAAUAACUCUCUGGACUACCUUGGUGGCAGUCUGGGCUACUCCUACAUGUGCAGCGAGGAGCAGACUCUCAGCGUGGUUCCAGCGUUGUCCAUCAACAUCUUCCAGGUCCAGGUGCAGCCCUUCAACCUCACCCAUAACCGUUUUGCUACAGCUGAGGAAUGCCAGCUGGAUAAAGAAGACAUGUUGAUCGCCAUCGUGGUUGGAGCGGCUCUGGCCGGCCUGGUGGUCAUUGUGCUGGUGGCCUACCUCAUCGGCCGCAGGAAGAGCCACAGCGGCUAUCAGACCAUCUGACGUGGUGUCCCCUCACGUGUCCCUCGCCCCUUCUUUGCCACUGAUUACUUUCACUUCUGCUUCUCACUCCUGUAUUAUACUUAAUGAUUUGAGGUGGGUAGAUGAUUUUUCAUAACAAAAAUGGACAUUGUUGAGAGAUGUUGAUGUGCAAUUUAUGACCUGUAAAGGGAAUUGUGGGAUUUGAGGGAUUUUGCUGGUUUUUAAAUAACUGGUGUUGAUUGCAGUGAAGAAACACUUUAUAUUUCAUUAAGCACUUGUGAACGCAUUGUUUUGCAAGGUUUCUUGUGGUUGUUUUUGUAUGUUUUCGCUAAUCUCAGGAAUGUCCAGUGGGAACGGUGUUACACGCAACGCAAACAUUGCACUUAGAGGAGAGGGUAAGAGUCGGUGCCCCAACUGAUCUGCCGUAUUCUGAUGAAAUUCCCUGACUUAGUACAGCAAGUAAUACAAAACUACGCUGGUUCUGAUAAACAUACCGGCUCAGAUAAAGCGGCGAUGACGGUUAAGAUAAACUGAUAAAUGGCCACAGAAACGCGCCAGUUCCAAUAAAAUGCCACAACUUAAUGCUCUUUCUAAGCGCCGACGACAAUGCCGGGCUCGAUGACUCGGCACAAACUCAACCACUCUGGUUCCGACAACUUAGGACGCUGGUUCUGCGGAAGUGCCAGUGCAUUUACAGCUAUUUUAGAUUAAAAAAUGACAAUAAGUGUUAGCCUGGCUAACGCUAAUUAUGUAAUUUCACACACACACGCCAGUUACAAACGCUAACAAACUCCCUUGUUUGAAGAGGCUAAGGUCAGCAUUUUUAUUUUUUUCAGUGCCUUUCCCUGCCUGCUGCAACAUAACACAUGAUGUAGAGGUACUCUUGAUGCUAUUAUGGAACAUGUUCUUUGUGUCUGGCAUUGCUUGUACAGAGUCUUGUGUAUUAAACAUGCAUUGUUACAUAUGUGAAA